Molecule: messenger RNA, 573 nt
Organism: Misgurnus anguillicaudatus (oriental weatherfish)
Lineage: Eukaryota; Metazoa; Chordata; Actinopteri; Cypriniformes; Cobitidae
Product: histone H4
Cellular component (GO): nucleosome
Molecular function (GO): DNA binding; structural constituent of chromatin; protein heterodimerization activity
Source: RefSeq, a predicted model, not a curated record
AAAAAAGCUUUGACAUAUAAAAUAUACUUGAUAUGAAUAACCUCCAAAGAUUGCCCGAUAACAGAUAAAACGUGUAGCUUUAAAAUUAAAUAAGGGGGGUCUGUUUUCAGCGUAGUCAGCUGUUUUCAACGCAUGGUGUCUCCACCAGGUCCUGUAGGCGCCCAUAAAACUCCUGUGCUGCAACAGUGCGGUAUGCAUUUCAGCUGCAGUCAUGUCUGGAAGAGGUAAAGGCGGUAAAGGACUCGGAAAAGGAGGCGCUAAGCGUCAUCGUAAGGUUCUGCGUGAUAACAUUCAGGGUAUCACCAAACCCGCCAUCCGUCGUCUCGCUCGCCGUGGUGGUGUCAAGCGUAUCUCCGGUCUUAUCUACGAGGAGACCCGCGGUGUGUUGAAGGUGUUUCUGGAGAAUGUUAUCCGUGACGCCGUCACCUACACCGAGCACGCCAAGAGAAAGACUGUCACCGCUAUGGAUGUCGUGUACGCGCUGAAGAGGCAGGGACGCACACUGUACGGUUUCGGAGGUUAAACGAUUAAAGGAAAAACAAAACCCAACGGCUCUUUUAAGAGCCACCCAAA